CUCCUGUCUAUGAGGCAGCAGGAGAGCAGACAGACACCGAGAGACACAGGAGCGAUAUACACCAUGGCCAUGCUGAAGCGGGCGCAGCUGUUUGAAAGCGCCAGCAGCCGCGCGCGUUUCACCUCGACGUGGUCACGGAGCGCCGCACGCGCCGCAGCCGGAAGCCAGAUGAGUGACGCCGAGGCGCGCGAGCCGACGACAAAAUGAGGCUCCUCCGCACUUUGACCGCCGAGCUCGGCGCUGCUUUCACGGCAAGCAGUCACGCUUUAGGUGUUUUUCUUUUUUUUCAUCUGCGCUAUUUUUUUGGUGAAUUCGAGCGAUAGCAAUUGUAGGCUAUGAGGUGUCCCAGGUAAACAAAGAAAUACCGGGGGAGGCCAUGGUUAGAUACCGAGAACGGACGCUUUUAUACGUUAAGAAUAGGUGAAAUAACGUUAUUCAGGCUAAUUGUAUCUUUUUUUAAUGUAAUGUAAUGAAUUAAAUGCCUAACAGCAAGUGUAUAAAUAGUACCGACAGGACAAUUAGCGUCCGAUUCUUAAUUCAUAGACUUAGUGUUCAUAUUAAAAAUGCCUCGCAUCAUAUACCUGAGAUGCCAGUUUACACGUUUAACGACCCCGUCCUCUUUAUUAGCAUCAUUAGCCACUUUUGUCAUUGCUCGGACCUUUUUAGGCUAGUGAAUAGAUUUUAGAUAGGUAGAAUAGGCUAUAGGUAGAAUAACUACACGAUAUAUAUCAUGAGGGAUCACUAGAGAUCCUUGUAAUCACUGACACUCAUUAUUUUUUACUAUAUGUCAGCAUAUAACAUGAUAUAGGCUACAAGCAGACGUUUCGUCGUUGUUUAUUUAUUUAUUUAUUUAUUGAUAUAUCUUAUAAUUAGGCGUAUUAACCUAUUAUUGAUACUUCGAAGCUAGGUAGUAGGAUAUAAACAUUAAUCGAGCAGGAAGAGUUGAUGUCCUGCGAGGACAUGGAUGUUAGUCGGCCAGAUGUCGAGGCGCUCCAGGGGUCACCGGGGAAACCGGGAGCCGAUGAGCCGCUCGCCGCUUCACCUCAGUCGGGCGGGGAGAGCCAGCGCAGUUCGGGAGUGAAGAAACACCACCAUAAACACAACCUGAAACACCGCUACGAGCUGCUGGAAACGCUGGGCAGAGGCACGUACGGCAAAGUGAAGAAGGCCAUCGAGAGGCACUCAGGGAGAGUGGUUGCCAUAAAGUCCAUUAAGAAGGAAAAAAUCAAAGAUGAGCAGGACAUGGUGCACAUCCGUCGGGAGAUUGAGAUCAUGUCGUCCCUCCGUCACCCCCACAUCAUUUCUAUAUAUGAAGUAUUUGAGAAUAAGGACAAGAUUGUGAUCGUGAUGGAGUAUGCCAGUAAGGGGGAGCUGUAUGAUUACAUCAGUGAGCGUCGGCGACUUACGGAAAGAGAGACGCGCCACUUCUUCAGGCAGAUCGUGUCUGCAGUGCACUACUGCCAUAAGAAUGGUGUGGUGCAUAGGGAUCUGAAACUGGAAAAUGUGCUGCUGGAUGAGAACUGUAAUAUAAAGAUUGCAGACUUUGGCUUGUCCAACCUGUACCAUAAGGACAAGCUCUUACAGACAUUUUGUGGUAGCCCACUGUAUGCAUCACCAGAGAUUGUCAAUGGAAGGCCAUAUCGUGGCCCUGAGGUGGAUAGCUGGGCCCUUGGAGUGCUGCUCUAUACUCUGGUCUAUGGUACAAUGCCAUUUGAUGGGGGAGACCAUAAGAACCUCAUCCGCCAAAUCAGCAAUGGCGAAUACAAAGAACCGACGCAGUCGUCAGAUGCUCGUGGUUUGAUCCGUUGGAUGUUGAUGGUGAAUCCUGAACGGCGUGCUACAGUGGAGGACAUUGCCAAUCACUGGUGGGUGAACUGGGGUUGGAAGAACAGUGUGUGUGACUGCGAGAGCCAACGUGACAUGGGGUCCCCCAUGCUGGCUCGCCUUAUCGACUGGCAGAGCCGCACAGAGCCACGAGUGCCAAAAGGAGCCCGGGCUGAACCACUUCCACUUAUCCGUCAACGUCCUAAGAAGAGCAAGAAAGAGAACGAUGGAGGGAUGCCCCACUGUGAUGAGGAUGACAACCUGGGCCUGAAGCGACCAAAGGGAAUACUGAAAACUCGGCCUUCUGAAGAGCAGCGCUCACCCAGCCUGGAGGACAUUGACCUCAUGCCUGCCACUGAAGGUGCAGAAAAAGAGGAGGGGUCUCCAGCUGGCCAAGAGGAUGAGGAGCCUACAUUCACAGGAGGACUUCUGGCCAAGAUGGUGCCUGUUCUCCCAAAGAAGGGCAUCCUGAAAAAUAAGCAACAACGGGAAUCAGGGUACUACUCAUCACCAGAGCGCAGCGAGUCCUCUGACCUGCUAAGCGGCAGCAGUAUCACACCACUUGGUGCCAGCUCACCACCCAAACGCGCAGUGGGGAGGAAGGGCAUUCUGAAGCGCAAUGGGAAGUACUCCACCUACAGUGCCACACCUUCUGUGGCUGCCCUCGGUGAGACUCCGUCAGGUGAUUCAGGUUUAUGGCGUAGCCAGAGCCGGCCGUCCAGCAUCGUGGGGGAAGACAGCAGCGUACUGACCAACAGCUCCUUCAGUGGGGCAGAAUGGCCCCAAAUCGGCCCAAGGCCCAACAUCCGAGGCUGUGCGUCGGCUGAGAAUAUACUCCAGCUGGCCAACUUUAAAGGGUUACAGGCAGCUCCAGCCCUGCAUGGAGGGAAGUUCGGUCGAGGGACGCACGGCUCACCCGGGGACAACAGCAGCUUCUCCCUGCUGGGAGACCUGGAUGAUGUAACACAGGUAUACCAGCAAGCCCUGGACAUCAGCAGCAACCUGGUGUAGAGAGAGAGGAAAGGGAAGAGGAUGAUCUUGAGAGAAGAGGUGAAGAGAAAGGUGGAGAGAAUGUGUGAGGAGGUGUUUGUUUUGUGUAUCUCUGACGACCAGUUGCAAUGCUGGGAUAAUCGGAUUGAGAGGCUUGCGUGGAUUGAUUCGAGAGAGUUAUACACUGCCAAACAUACACCAUGUAAGACUUGAGAUUUGUGAAGUAGGGAAAUUGAUUGUUAGUCCUCUAGUACCCUUGACCCACAUGAAAAUCAGUGAUGAGUUCAAAUGUUUACAUGUUAAGCAAAAAGUGAGUUAAAAAUCACACAUAGACACCCUGCAACGGGAGGCUCCGAAUCAGAAUAAAGAGCCAAGCUAUGUUUACAAAAGCACCUUAACUCACACAGAGCACAUGUUGUGAUCUUUACUUCCUAUGAAAAAGAAAAAGAAAACCAGGGUCUUGCUCAAAAUGAACUGUCAGUGUCAUUUAUUUAUUAAUAUUAUGCGUAGAUGUAACGAUACAGAACCGGUGUGGUCUGACUGUCUUGGAAGAACUUUGUCUCUCCUUAAACUCAAAUGGAACUGACAUAUAUAAUGGCUAUUUUAUUUAAUUAGGUAAUAAAUAAAAUUACCUGCCUACUUAAGGCAAGAGGCCUGAUAUAUGACAGACUCUUACAGGUCUUAUAUCCAAUCCCAUAUAUAUAUGAGAAUAUGUAAGAAGUGCCUUUUUAAUUCAUAUGAAAUUAUGUAUGUCAUUUCCUUAAGGUGGAGAGAGAUGCCAGCUGGAGCCAUCACCAGAUGUGCUAAUUUGUUAAAGUGUUGACUGUUGAGAGACCCAGGACCUUAGAGUGCAAAGCCUUUUCAUAUUAAACCGCCUAAACAAAACCUCACUGUUAGCUUAAGCAAUCAGGCAUGUUUAGUCGUUUUGAAGAUUAUUUUCAGGCUUUAUUUCAUUAUGCAGGAGCCAGAUGGCUUUUAAAGCUCCUUACCCAUCGUGACCUCUCUGAAGCCGUCACACUGCGACCUUGUUUCUGUUUUGCUGUGUUAUCUUAGGUUUUUAAAAACUCGUGCCUGUAGGAAUCUUAAGAAAAGAGCUAGCUUAUUAGUUUCCAUUUCUGGGUUUCAAUAUACAAAUUCUUAUUUUCCACAAAUGUAACAUGAUGAAAUGGCCAGUUUGGACUUUUCCAUUGUUUUUCCUGGAAAGUUGAGGUCACUGUGUGUUUUAGAUCUAGUGCAGUUAUGCUUCAUUUACCGAUUUACUAUUACAGAGCCACUGUUCAUGAAUAAUCUCUGUGUCAUUCAGAGUAAUGAGGUAAAAAUAUUUUUCAAAACAACUGUCCAGUUUUUGGUUUCAGUUCCAAAAAAAAAAAAAAACCCAGACUCCUUGCCAUGGCAUGUUUAUACUGGAACUGGUUUCAGUUGUCAGGAUGAAGUGAUUUACUACACAAUUAAAUGAUUAGUUGCCUGUUGAAUGACUGUUGCUCAGUGAUCAGUGUAAGUGUCUACAUUCAUUUAGCCUUGAUGUAUUUGUGUACAGUUUUCUAGAGAGAGAGGAUGAGUAUGGAUGUUGGGUGAAAGAGACAGUAAUGUGUUUAUAGUGGUAGGUAAAUGUAGGUAAAAAAUAUUUAGCCUUUUCCAGUAAGUGGGUUUUAUGAUUAAUUUACUGGAAAUGGAAGCGGAAAGAUAAUCGCAAGUGUUGAAGUAGCGUGAUGAGAUAAGUAGAAAUGAAGAAAGUGAGUGGAUGAGGAUUUUACUCAUCAUGUGAUGAGAUCAAAAUGAUUGAAAGGAAAGAAUUUCUUAAACAUGCCUGUGUUAUUGUGCAUGGAUGUUAGUGUUCAACUGAGCGUUUCUUGUUUGUUCAGCUCCAAUAAACCUCCAGCAUCAUUGAGUCACAGCAGGACAGCUGAAAAUGAUAAAUACCCAAACUAUUGCAGGAAGUGCACAUAUCAGAUUUAUUUCCCAAACAACAAACUGACCAACAUCUGUAGGACAUAUGAAGGCUUUCUGUGCAACAGAGGUCCUGGGUACUGAGAGAACUGAGACACCCUUUGUGUAUCGUAUUGUAUUGCAUUUUUAUAUUGCAUUGUAUUGUCAACUGGAUUCACAGUGAAGGAAUUAUACUAUGUUAGUAUUUUGUUUAAUUAUAUUUCAGUUUUUGAUUCUCCAAAAUAUUGAAUCUUUAUUAUUUUAUUUUACUUUACUUUAAUGGCAGAAACUUGGAUGCGGCAAUCACUGAUUUGACUAAGGGCUAAGCUAAGCCUACCUGCUCAGUGUUCACCUUAAAUUAAUAACAUUAACUCAUAAAUCUAAUCAAAAGGUCACUUGACUGCAAUACAGCUGCUUACCGUACACUUUACAUCCUUACAAAAGUCCAAACUUUUGACAAUACAGUUUCAGCUGCUGCUUUGAUUCACAGUAGUUUACAGUUUUCCCAAAAUUUUCCAAAAUGCUCCCAUCUUAAAUGCCUGGUUUAAUAAAUAUCUGGUCUUAUUCCGCACUGAGACGUAGGCUUAUUUUGCUCUUUUCACUGUUGAAAUUUCUGGACAUGACUCACACUGUAAAUCACCCCAAAGUGCCACAGUGUCAUCACAGUACGUCCUCACACACAGUGACCUAUGCCACAAGGUCAUACCAAAAAAAAGGAAGGAAAGAUAUCAAGCUAUGCAUUAGUGGAUGAGCCGCAAACAUGCUUUCUGCCAAACUGGAAUUAACUGGUGCAUAUCUGUUAGUUAGCAGAAAGUCUACUUAUAGGAAAACUUGACUGGAUAUUGUUAUUGACAACAAGAAGAUGGUAUUAUUAUGUUAUUUAAGUAUUAUUUUUGUUAAAAAUUCAUUACUGUUGUUGGCUAAAGCCACAAUAAUCAUUUUUUUUAUUUUUCAUUUUAUUGAUUUGAAUACCUGGACUGCCAAGGUUGUUUUUGUUUCAGUGCCUUUGCUAUCUUUUAUGAUCAUUUUUUAUUUUAUUUUUUUUAAUUUUUUUAAAUAAGAGUAAUUUUAGCAAUUGUGUUUUUAUACUCUAUUUAUUUUGGUAGUGAAUCCAUUUUGGUUGAUGUCACACCACUCCAUGCCUUGUGUAAGACUGUGUGGGUGUUUAUAAACAGGGAGACGCGAUGACCUGGAAGGACAGGGAGGUAAAAGAAAAGGAGUGAGUGGGUGUGGAAUGCAGUUAUUUCAUGCUGAGGUUAUUCGUGUUUGUUUCAGGAGCUGAUAAGACCUGUAUUUAUCUGUGAAAGCUGAAGGAGUUAAGUGGUCAUCAUCUGUAUGGCAAAACCAAGCCACUGUAAAAUCAACUUGGUUAAUAAAUGGAUCAUUUCAAAGUA
This is a messenger RNA of Hemibagrus wyckioides, 6134 nucleotides long. It is a transcript of the gene nuak1b, whose product is annotated as NUAK family, SNF1-like kinase, 1b. Gene Ontology annotation, molecular function: protein serine/threonine kinase activity; ATP binding; tau-protein kinase activity. The record is from RefSeq and is a predicted model, not a curated record. Lineage: Eukaryota; Metazoa; Chordata; Actinopteri; Siluriformes; Bagridae. Gene Ontology annotation, biological process: microtubule cytoskeleton organization; intracellular signal transduction; protein phosphorylation. Bases 946 to 2835 code for a protein of 629 amino acids. The transcript has 7 exons. Gene Ontology annotation, cellular component: cytoplasm.